Messenger RNA from Pseudomyrmex gracilis, 1209 nucleotides. Its product is annotated as odorant receptor 13a-like. Lineage: Eukaryota; Metazoa; Arthropoda; Insecta; Hymenoptera; Formicidae. Gene Ontology annotation, molecular function: odorant binding; olfactory receptor activity. Gene Ontology annotation, cellular component: plasma membrane. The coding region runs from base 1 to 1209 and encodes 402 amino acids. The transcript is spliced from 5 exons. Gene Ontology annotation, biological process: sensory perception of smell; detection of chemical stimulus involved in sensory perception of smell. The record is from RefSeq and is a predicted model, not a curated record.
AUGUCGCGUAACGAACGUUAUCAGGACGAUAUAAUGUACAUCACCUACUUGACGCGCAACAUUCUACAAAUGCUCGGAGUGUGGCCGUCCUUCGGUGAGAGAUCAAUCGGCGAGAGAGUGUGCAAGAUUUUGUUGAUUUUAAUUUCGUACGUUCUUCUUUACUGCGUUCUGAUUCCCGGCGCUCUCUUCUGGCUGUUUGAGAAGAGAAUGCGCGUCAAAAUUCAAACGACGCCUCUGCUCGUUUUCGGUUUCAUGGCCAUCGGCAAAUAUGUUAACUUAGUGCUGCGCGAGGAUCAGGUCAAGAGCUGCCUGAAGCACAUCGAGGAGGACUGGAGAAACGUCAGAAGCGUAAACUCGCGAGACACAAUGAUGCAAUACGCGAGAACCGGAAGACGCUUGAUCACGCUUUGCGCGACCUUCAUGUACAGCAGCGGGCUCUCCUUCCGAUCGAUCCUGCCGUUUGUCAAAGGAAAAAUCGUCACAGCGCAGAACAUCACGAUCAAGCCCUUACCGUGUCCGGGAUAUUUUUUUUCUAUCAACGCGCAAGUCAGUCCUAUUUACGAGACGAUUUUUGCGUUGCAGUUUGUAUCGGGUUUGGUCACUUUUUCGAUUACGACGGGUGUGUGCGGCCUUGUAAUCAUUUUUGUAAUGCACGCUUGCGGACAAUUACGAAUUCUGAUAGGUCUGAUGAGAAAUCUCGCCGAUGAACAGUGGCAUGAAACAGAACAUGAACAGAACAUGAACAGAAAGUUGGCCGACAUGGUGGAACAUCAGAUAAGAAUACGAAAUUUUUUGCGACUGGUGGAACAUACUUUGCAACAAAUGUGUUUGAUAGAAUUGAUGGGGUGUACAACAAUCGUCUGCAUUUUAGGAUAUUGCAUAAUAGUGGAAUCGGAAAACAGCAAUCCAAUAGCCAUAUGCAGUUAUUUGAUGUCGCUUAUAUCUAUGAUGAUAAAUAUGUUCAUGUUUUGUUACACCGGUGAACAGCUUACCAUUCAGGCGGAGAAAGUAGCUACUACAUCGUGCGAGCUUAAAUGGUAUCGUCUUCCGGAUAAGAAAGCGCGAGGGAUUGUGCUGGUGAUAAUCAUGUCGAACUUACCUACUAAAGUCACCGCCGGGAAAAUCAUGGACUUGUCGUACAAAACAUACGGUGAUGUUGUUAAGACAGCUGUGACAUAUUUUAAUAUGCUCCGAAAUAUAACUGAAUAA